Molecule: messenger RNA, 633 nt
Organism: Ilyonectria robusta
Lineage: Eukaryota; Fungi; Ascomycota; Sordariomycetes; Hypocreales; Nectriaceae
Exons: 3
Coding region: 1-633 (210 amino acids)
Source: RefSeq, a predicted model, not a curated record
AUGGACGGCUGUGGGACCUACUUGAAUGUGGAUGGGGAUGGGGGCGUCAAGGUGCUAGAGGCGUCCCAGCGUCCUGCGUCCGGCGGCUUCUUGACUGAGUCCGGCUUCCUGCCAAAAGGAUUAAUGGGGAGUCCCCUUUCCCUUUUCCUUGGACGGGAAGGCGGGAGGCGCUUCCUGCUUGCUGUUGGUGGUAGUGGCGGUGGUAGUGUGAAAGAGGCGGGAGACGUGAUCAAUGCUGUCAGGCUGCGGAAUUUCAGUGUUCUUGUUGUUUCUCCCGCAAGCGGUGUCGUUUGGGCAGUGACGGUGACGGGGACGCGGGUUCGCGGCCCAAAGGCUGGCGGAGGCUGGCGGAGGACGGCACACUCGCCUCCGGAAGUGGAAGCAAGAGCUGGGCUUGCUUGGCGUCGUCCAAGGCGGCGAUGGACGGAGGACGGAGACAGACCCGGAGUUGGCAGGCGGCACGGGAACGGGAACGGAGAACGGGAUUGGGAAUUUGUCGACUCGAACCUGACGGAAACGACAAAUGGGGCGGCCCCCCCGCGAACGAUUCGGGAUCUCGACUCGUUUGCAGACUCGUUUGCAGCUAGCUGGAGGCGAUCCGUGGCCUGCGAGCAGGACGAGCGAGACAAUUGA